AUUUUGGAUCCAUAAAAGUUUUUAAUAAUUCCAACUGUGUUUUUUUAUUAUUUUGUUAAAUGCUUCACUCAAGAUUUCCAUCAUCGCCACCAGCGGGGAUAUUAAAGAAAAACGACGAAGAUGCUGUGUUUUGUAACAACUCAGGAAACUCUUCCAGUUCACUUCAGAUUGGUCAUUCUUUUCAAAAUACAAAAAUUGAACAUCCUGACUCCACAACACAUUUGGGUAAUCAUCAAGCGCAAAUCCAUAGUGGUAAUCUGCAUCCACAGCACCAACAUUUGACGAGCCCCACACAAGCGGCGAAUUCUGCUUUUAAAUUCAAUCAUUCAAGUGUCAUUUCAACAAAUUCACCCAGUGUUUAUCAACACUACAAUGCUCAAAGUAAUAGCGCUUACAAUAUGUUACGACCACCCACAUCCACAACAGGUGAAGCUGAUAUUAAAUACGACAGUCCAUAUAAUACAACAAUAUCGUCUACUUACUCCUUACUGCGCCCAAGCGCUGUAGACUCAACAACAGUUACUUCGACUGAAGCCGAUAUGAAAUUUGAGAAUCUUUAUACUAGUAACGCUAUAUCUACUAGUCAAACUGUUACUCAGAGACGUGGCUCACUACAGCUGUGGCAAUUUUUAGUAGCGCUUUUGGAUGAACCCGCUACAAGCUCAAGUUGUAUAGCCUGGACUGGUAGGGGUAUGGAGUUCAAAUUAAUUGAACCCGAAGAAGUUGCAAGACGUUGGGGAAUACAAAAAAACCGACCAGCUAUGAACUAUGAUAAGCUUUCACGUAGUCUACGCUAUUAUUAUGAGAAGGGUAUUAUGCAGAAAGUAAAUGGUGAGCGGUACGUUUACCGAUUUGUUUGCGAUCCAGAUGCACUUUUUAAUAUGGCUUACGGACAUUUAUCGCCUGCAAAAGCUGAUCACAGUCACGUGCUCGCUGGUACAACUUCAUCUCUUUCGGUCUCAAAAAAUGAUAGUUUAAACAGAAGUACGGUUAAUAGUGGUACAAUUUUAGAUCAUGAAACUGGUAGAGAAAGAAGUUUGAUUGGGCAUUUAACCAGUAGUAGUAAAACACCACCAGAUACUUUGUUUUAUAGUAGUCCCUUGCAUAAGUUUUAAUU
Molecule: messenger RNA, 1117 nt
Organism: Teleopsis dalmanni
Lineage: Eukaryota; Metazoa; Arthropoda; Insecta; Diptera; Diopsidae
Gene: Ets96B
Product: ETV5-related protein Ets96B
Exons: 3
Coding region: 60-1115 (351 amino acids)
Biological process (GO): cell differentiation; regulation of transcription by RNA polymerase II
Cellular component (GO): nucleus
Molecular function (GO): DNA-binding transcription factor activity, RNA polymerase II-specific; sequence-specific DNA binding
Source: RefSeq, a predicted model, not a curated record